Molecule: messenger RNA, 1392 nt
Organism: Zerene cesonia (dogface butterfly)
Lineage: Eukaryota; Metazoa; Arthropoda; Insecta; Lepidoptera; Pieridae
Gene: Dpit47
Product: DNA polymerase interacting tetratricopeptide repeat-containing, protein of 47 kDa
Exons: 3
Coding region: 113-1264 (383 amino acids)
Molecular function (GO): Hsp90 protein binding
Source: RefSeq, a predicted model, not a curated record
CACAAUUGUCAGAAAUCAGAUUUAAAAACAUGCUGCCGCAAUAUACCUAGAUCGAUGUAAAUAUAUUGGUUAUUUAUUUAUUAAUUGUUGAGAAGUUUUAUGUAAAAUUAUAAUGGCUGAUCAAGAUACUGCUACCAAGAAACCCAUGACUGAGGAGGAGAGAGUGGCAUUAUGUCAGAAAUUAGACCGGGAGUUGGACGAAUUUAUUGAUAGUUUAGAAAAGAAAAGAUACACAGAAGGAUGGCCAGAGGAUCGCUGGGAGGAGGAGAUGGACAAACAUCCCUUCUUUAUGAAAACAGCGCCAAGUGGUGAUGAAUUGUCACCAUUAGCUGAAGGUCUGGCUAAGCUUAAAUAUGAUCCUGAUGAAAAUACACCUUUGGAGCUGGCCACUAAUUAUAAGGAAGAUGGCAAUUUUAAUUUUAAACACAAAAACUACAGGCUGGCGAUAUUAGGAUACACAGAAGGUAUAAAAGUCAAAAGUGAUGAUGCAGAAAUAAAUGCAAGUCUGUAUAACAAUAGAGCUGCUUCACAUUGGCAUUUAAAAAACUACAGAUCUGCUUUAUUUGAUAGUGAAAAAGCCCUAACAUACAACAGUAAUCAUGACAAAGCGAGAUUGAGGGCUGCUAAAUCCGCCAUGGAAAUAGCCAUGUAUGAUAAAUGUAUUGAGCAUUGUGAGAAAUUAUUAGAAAAAACAUCAGAUAAAGACGUCUUAAACCUUUUGAAUACGGCUAAAAAGAGGAAAAUGCUAAAGGAACGUGAUGAAAGGAAAAAGGAGAGGACAAUCAAGAAGAACAAAGAACAAAAAGACGCUAUAGUCAAAGCGAUUAUCGAACGAGGUAUUAAAUUAUCAAAUUGUGAAGACGAAGAUGAUAUUGAUCUGUCUAAAUUGGAGCCUACUUUACCUGGAGCUCAUGAUGCUAUCGUUCAUAUAGAAGAUGGUAUUCUAAAAUGGCCAGUAUUGUUAUUAUACCCUGAAUAUCAGAUGACUGAUUUCAUCAAAGGGUGUCCGGAAAAUGUGCCGUUGGCAAACCAGCUCGAACAGCUAUUCCCAGCUCCAUGGGAUGAAGAUAAUAAAUAUAAACUUAGCAAAAUUAAUGUUUACUACGAGGGCUAUGAUAAGAUGCCUCAUGUAGUUGAUGCAGCAAAGAACCUUGGAGAUCUGUUAGUAUUGAAAUAUUACCAGUUAAAAGCUGGAACGCCGGCAUUUUUCGUUUUACCUCGGGGAAGUGUCGUUGAGAGAAGAUUUUUAGAAAGUUAUAUUUAAUGAUAACCUACGACUUAUAAAUUUGUUACAAAGAAACACAAUGAUGUUACAAAGAUAUUCAAGACCAUAAAUCAGGUUUUCCAUUAUCAAUUACUGUGAAGUUUUAUAUGAUUUAAGAAAGAAAUCAU